GAGACGGCUUCCGAGGUGGGAAAGGCGUGUGCUGUUGCUGGGCAGUUCGCAGCGGUUGUGGUGUUAGCGGUAGCGGUGCUGCGCGGCCUGAGCGUCUCACCAUGACCCGUGGCAACCAGCGUGAACUUGCCCGCCAAAAGAACCUGAAGAAAACUCAGGAGAUCCACAAAGGCAAAAGGAAAGAAGAUAGCUUGUCUGCUUCUCAGAGGAAACAGAGGGACUCUGAGAUCAUGCAGCAAAAGCAAAAAGCAGCUAAUGAAAGGAAGUCUCUGCAGGCAGGAGCAAAAUGAGCUGCUGCUAUGGAGAAGAUAAGAAUGCACUGAAUGAAGCAGAAGGACCUAGAAGAUCAUUCAUAAAAGUGUCUGGCCAUUAAAUGAUUAAACAUUUAUUGUGCAGAGUUGUUCAACUACCAUUAGUUAGAGUAUUUUAUGGUUACUAUGGGCCUAGUUGUCUACAGUGCUCUUUCAAAACUGACUACAGUCUUCUGCAUGUGUAUGAAUAAAAAUACCAAGCAAUAGCUUUAUUCUAGCUUUUGCUGCAUUUGUUAGUUUUACUUAGUGGUUCCAGUUACAGAAUUUCUGAAUCUACAGUUAGACCAGAUUUGGUUGCUUGAAUUAUUGAAAUUACAGCUUCAUUCAGAAUGGAGCACACUUAUAAAAUGUGCUUAACCUUGCAGAGGUUUGAACUGUAAAUCUCAAAAUAUUUUUACAAUAAAAUGUUGCAUGGAAUACAGCCUAA
This is a messenger RNA of Sturnus vulgaris (Common starling), 738 nucleotides long. RefSeq names its product small EDRK-rich factor 1-like. The record is from RefSeq and is a predicted model, not a curated record. Lineage: Eukaryota; Metazoa; Chordata; Aves; Passeriformes; Sturnidae.